AGAUUUUUGCACACGCUCUGUAGCUAAUGAGCAUGCUCAGAAAAGAGAAUGUAGCCAUUUUGACAUUGCUGAACUACAGCCCAGCUUUCUGCGGGGAAACAAGUCCAGCUGUUAUUAUAUCUGUUAUUCAGAGCUAAAAUUUAUCACCACGAUGCCCACAACUGUGGUUCUCUGGCUUUUCUUGUCAGUGGUCUGUGCAGCAAGAGGCCAUCAACCCAUAGAGCAAGCUAAACAAGCCACAGACCUCUCUGCAGACAGCAGUGAUGACAAACUCUUAUUGGUGACCUCAGCAAACAAAGGGUUUGCCUUCAAUCUCUACAGGAAGUUGGUAGCUCAUGCUUCCUCUAAAGGCCAAAACAUCUUCUUCUCCCCAGUUAGUGUCUCUGCCGCCUUGGCUGCUCUGUCUGUGGGGGCUCGAGGAGAGACCCAUCAGCAGCUGUUUCGUACUCUGGGCUUCAACAGCUCCCAGCUAACUCAGUCGGAUAUAAAUAAUGCGUUUCUGAAAAUCAUUGGAAGUAUGGCGUCUAAGAUCAGCCAAGGCACCGCUGUGUUUGUUGAUAGCCUGUUCACACCAAAGCCUGACUUCCUGCAUGUCCUGAAGCAGUGGUAUUUUACUGAGGGGUUCAAGGUUGACUUCAGUAACCCUAUAGAGGGCGUCAAUACCAUCAAUCAGUGUGUAUCCAGAAUGACCAGUGGAAAAAUAACUCGCUUAGUAGAAAGCCUGGACCCAAGCACAGUCCUGUAUCUCCUGAACUAUGUCUAUUUCAAAGGAAUCUGGGCAACUCCAUUUGAUCCAAAGCUGACUACGCUAGAUUUGUUCAGAGUGACGGAAACCGUUGAGGUUCCAGUCCCAAUGAUGAGGAUGAAAGCUGAUGUGGACACUUAUUAUGACAAGGCCAUUGCUACAUCAAUCCUCCAUCUGCCCUUCAACAACUCUUACUCCAUGCUGCUGCUGCUACCUGACACCAUGGAGACACUGGAGAGCAAGAUCAGUCCUGCACACAUCACCAGGUGGUUGAAACAGCUGAAACAAAGGAAGUACAAGAUCUCUGUUCCCAUGUUCUACAUGAAUACCUCCUACAAGCUGAAUGAUGUGCUGAAUGAAAUGGGAAUGGCAGACAUGUUUGAGAAUCAUACAAACCUCAGCGGCAUUACAGAUGGACAGAAACCGGUUGUGUCUGAGGUUAUACAUCAAGCAACGCUGGAUGUUGAUGAGACUGGGGCUACUGCUGCCACUGGUGUUGGCAUCUCUCUUUUCUCUCUCAUUGCCCCGGAAUUGAAGUUUAAUCGUCCUUUUAUAGUGAUGAUCACUGAGUUCACCAUGUUGUCUGCACCAGUUGUCCUUUGGAUCUUAUCGGCAUUGGUUUGCGUAGGAAGAAGCCAUCAUCACAUAGGGCAUGGAGAGAAAGCCCAAGAUACUGCUGCAGACGAUGCCAACAACAAAAUCUCACUGGUGACUUCAGCAAACAAAGAGUUUGCCUUCCGUCUCUACAGGAAGUUAGCAGGGGAUGCUUUCUCCCAAGGCAAAAACAUCUUCUUCUCCCCACUUAGUGUCUCUACUGCCUUGGCUGCUCUGUCUGUGGGGGCACAAGGUGAGACCCAUCAGCAGCUGUUUCGUGGUCUGGGCUUCAACGGCUCCCAGCUUGCUCAGACAGAUGUAAACCAGGCCUUUCGUACGUUCUUUGCAAACACCUCUCAGGACAUUAGGCAAGGCACCGCUAUAUUUGUUGGCAGCAUCUUCAAGCCAAAGCCUGAGUUCCUAGAUGCUCUGAAGCAGUCCUUUUCAGCUGAGGGUUUCAGUGUUGACUUCACCAAAACUACAGAGAGUGCUGAUACCAUCAAUCAGUAUGUCUCUGAUAAGACUAAUGGAAAGAUAAACAAGCUGGUUGAAAGCCUGGAUCCAGACACGGUCAUGUAUCUUCUCAGCUACAUCUACUUCAAGGGAAAAUGGGAAACUCCCUUUGAUCCUCGAGAUACCAAGCAGGAUGUGUUCAGAGUGGAAGAAAACACUGAGGUUCAAGUUCAGAUGAUGGAAAUGGAAAAAGAUGUUAAUAUUUAUAGUGACAAGGCUAUCAACACAACGGUUCUUCAUCUGCCUUUCAACAACUCCUACUCCAUGCUGCUGCUGUUACCGGAAAAUAUGACAAUGCUGGAGAACAAUAUCAGCCCUGCACAUGUCGCCAGAUGGUUGAAGUGGCUAACGACAAAGACGUACAUCAUCUAUGUUCCCAAGUUCUCCAUCAAGACCUCCUAUAAUCUGAAGGACGUGCUGACUGAAAUGGGAAUGGCAGACAUGUUUGGGGAUCGUGCAGACCUCGGCGGCAUUACAGAGGAACAGAAACUGGCUGUGUCUGAGGUUGUGCACCAAGCCACGCUGGACGUAGAUGAGACCGGAGCCACAGCUGCGGCAGCGACCGGUAUAGGCUUUAUACCUCUGUCUUUCCACUACGUCCCAGAGCUGAAGUUCAACCGUCCUUUCAUGGUGGUCAUCACUGAUCGAACUACAGAAAACAUGCUUUUUAUGGGCAAGAUUGUCAACCCAAACAUCUGAGAGAAGACUUUUUCUUUAAGCACAGUUUUGUCAGUACUGAAUACAAAGAAAAGACUUUCUGUGGUGUCUUGUUCUCAUUGCAUACACAAGUUAUAUGUAAUAAGACUCCCAUUUGUAUUUGAAGUUCCUUAAAUAAAAAAGCAAUGCAAGACAAAGUUGAAC
Poecilia latipinna (sailfin molly) is the source of this 2713-nucleotide messenger RNA. RefSeq lists its product as uncharacterized. The record is from RefSeq and is a predicted model, not a curated record. Gene Ontology annotation, molecular function: serine-type endopeptidase inhibitor activity. The transcript has 11 exons. The coding region runs from base 152 to 2551 and encodes 799 amino acids. NCBI's taxonomy places the organism in Eukaryota, Metazoa, Chordata, Actinopteri, Cyprinodontiformes, Poeciliidae.